Messenger RNA from Pezoporus flaviventris, 3996 nucleotides. RefSeq names its product actin filament-associated protein 1-like 2. The coding region runs from base 1531 to 3741 and encodes 736 amino acids. NCBI's taxonomy places the organism in Eukaryota, Metazoa, Chordata, Aves, Psittaciformes, Psittacidae. The transcript has 13 exons. Gene Ontology annotation, biological process: inflammatory response; positive regulation of epidermal growth factor receptor signaling pathway; regulation of mitotic cell cycle. The record is from RefSeq and is a predicted model, not a curated record. Gene Ontology annotation, cellular component: cytosol. Gene Ontology annotation, molecular function: SH3 domain binding; SH2 domain binding.
ACCCUGGGUCAUACCGGGGUGAGGGCAGCCCCUGCCUGCCCCACAGCGGGCUGGGGGCCCGGCACAGCGCCCCUGCCCCACUGCUGGGGGAGAGGAUGGAGGGAGGGCUGAGGGGUGAGUGGACACAGAUGUCAUUGCCCAGGAAUUCAGCCUGGGUGGAGGAGAGGAGAAAGGGAGGGAGAGGAAGAACCAGGCACAUCGGGCAUGGGGGACAGCGCCUGUGCCCCCCCCCCCCCCGUGCUCAUCGGUCCCUGCCCAUGGGGGGGGCAACCCCUGCCCAGCUGCCCCCCCCCCCCCAACCCCCCCAAGGAGCCGUUUCCCCCCUCCCCUUCCCCCGUUUCCAGGGAAAUCCAGAUGUUUGGGCCCAGCUCCGGCAUUGCUCAGCCUCCUGCCAGAUGUUUCCUCUCCCUCCGGGCAGGGGUGUGUGCUCCUCGCUGGGGACACCGGGAGGGGGACAGCGCUCCCCCAAGCCAGCACCUCCACAGGGGCUUCUCCCGCAUCCCGCACGGAGGGGCUGUCCCUGUUCCCGCUGGGAAUUGGCAGGGGGAGGCCGGGAGCAGGGAGAGCAGUGGGCUUGCAGCGGGUCUGUGCAGUGAUGCAAACCGCUUCCGGAGGCUCGCAGGAAGGAGCUGGGGGUCAGGCAGAGACCCUGGGGGCAUCUGCCUGCUCCUGGGGCAGCAGCCCAGGGCUAUGGGUGUGCGAGGUCCUGCUCUGCCCCACAUUUCCCCACGCCUGAAGGGACCCAGAGCUAGCACUGAUUGGGGCUGGGCCCUCAACCCAUCGCCCUCUGGCUCUCCCUACUUCGGGGCUCAUGGGGCUGAGGCAGCGCUGUCCCAUCCCAUGGGAAUCCCAUAUUCCCCACCCAGGGUGAGGGAGCACAAAGCAGCUCCUUGUGCCACUCCAUCCCUCCUUCCUGGCACAGCAGGGUCGGGGUCUCCAGCCAGCGCUGAGUCCCAGCCCUGCUCCCUGCCCUUGGGAAUGCUCAGCGUUUCUGGCCUUCAUCAGCUGCUCCCAUAGGCUAUUCCUCCCCCUCUUCCUCCUCCUCCACAUGGAGGAGCAGCACAUUGGGCUUCCCAGCGCAGCCCCUGGCCCCGGUUCCCCUCGCCCAGCCGGGAACAAACCCGCUCUGUGAGCACAAACAGAGCAUCCUUCAUCACCAUGGGUCACUGUUCCCCUUCCUCAUCCUCCCCCGGCACCCUGGGCUGGUCAAUAGUGGGAUUGUGUGAAGCAAGAGCACGCAGCCCCACACUGGAGAGCGCCUGUCGUUGAUGAGCAUCCUGCCUGCACCCUGCUGCGGUGGGCUGUCGAUGGCACAUCCCUGUGUCCUGCAGACCUGGACAAGCUGCUGUCGGACCUGCGGUCCUUCCUGCUCAUCCUGGACCGGGAAAGCCUCAGCUCCGUGGCUCGGGAUAAGAAGAAGUCGGUGGCUGAGCUCCUGUCGCGGCUGCAGAGCCCCUCGAACCCUCAUUCCCAGGAUUCCGGGCUCCUCAACUCGCGCACAACGCUGCUUUCCCCCCAGGAGCCAGGAGGAUGGAUGCAACAGGAGGAAGAACCUGUGAGUGCCACACAACCGGGACCCUGAGCCCGCACGGAGGGAGCAAGGUCCCUGGUGUCUCACAGUCCCCACCAGCCGAUGACUCCUAUGAAGAUGCUGAACCCCUCGGUCCCAGCCGCUGCUCCGGUGAGCACCACAACGCAUCCCCUCCCCGUCACCCGCACACACCCAGCACCCUGGUGCCAGCCCGGCUCUCAGGCGGUGCCGACACCGACAGCAGCCACUACGAGUCGUACGAGGAGGAUGAGGAGGGUGUGAAGGACCGUGCCCACUACCUGCGACGGCCGCCGGGCACCGGCCGCGAUGCUGAGCCCAGCGGGCGCCCCGAGGCGCAGCUCUGCGGCUUCCUCUGGAGGAAGCGCUGGCUGGGGCAGUGGGCGAAGCAGCUCUUCAUCGUCCGCGAGCAUGUGCUGCUGUGCUUCAGGUACGCCGCCGACCCGCAGCCGGUGCUGGAGCUGGACCUGCGGGGCUGCCACGUCACCUGUAAGGCCAAGCAAGGCAGGAAGAUGCCACACACCCUGAAGGUGACGGGGACAGCGGGAGAGGUGCUCGUCAUCGGCUUCCAGAGCCGGCAGCAGGCUGAGGACUGGAGGAAGGUGAUUGAAGAGGUCAGCAGCAAUGCCCCGGGAGGGCUGGCAUCUAUCAGCACCCCAUCACCACCAUCCUCCAGGCUCAGCAGGGCUGGCAAGGAGGAAGAGGAGGAUUGCUCGCGGCAGAGCCAUGCCCGCAGCCCGCGGGCUGGAGAAGACGCCAAAGGAGGGUUCCUGUCGGUGCGGCUACGCGGGCGCUGGCAGCGGCUGUGGUGUGCGGUGCGGCAGGGAGUCCUGCGCAUGGUCCCGGAGCCCGGCAGCGCCCAGCACCCCGGCUGCGCCCUGCGCCUGGAGGGAUGCGAGGUGACCCCCGGCACCGCCACCGGCUCCCCUCAGCGCCUCCGCAUCCGCAUCGCCCAGCGCGGCCGGGAGCUCGCCCUGCUGCAGACGCGUUCGGAUGAGGAGAGGGAAGCCUGGUUGAAGACCCUGCAGGCCAGGGGAGGAGCUGAACCAGCCAGCAACAGUCCCCACGAUGAGAAGCCCAGGCUGGGCAAUGCCAGCAGCUGCCCUGCUGCAGGCGGGCUGCUCCAGCGCCGUGUCCCGACACCCAACGCCUACAUGGAUGAUCCCUUCGGGCAGCUCCCACCAGCUGAGGCUCCCAAGUAUCUCUACUCCAACAUGGAGCGGCUGCAGCAGCUGCAGCAGAACUUGGACCGAGCAGUGCAAGGGCAGCGCAGGAGACCUGUAUCUGCGCUGCCCAUGGGUGCCUGCAGCAGCACUCUGCAUGCAGCACCAGCAGCAGCUCUCCGGAGCAGGGCUGCCAGCCCGCAGUGGGUGAAGGUGAGCUCCGAUCUCUGGAGCAAGGAUCUCUCCCAGUCCCAGCGCACCCUGACGCUGCCUGAGAGGAAAGGAACUCGGGAUGGGCUGGAUAUCCUCAUCGGUAGGGCCGCAGAGGGUCUCUGCUCCUGUGCAGGGUGGGCCUUGUCCUUCCCCAAGGCUGAUGGGGUCGAGAGGUGCCCGGGCUUGGCAGUGCCACCGUGUCCUUGCAGGGAAAAGAGCCUUCCCGAAGCUGGAGGAGAAGGUGGGGCAGCUGGAGAGAGCCUGCCGCAUGAAGGGCAGGCUGAAGGCUGGCUCCGAGAUGAACCUGCUGGCCAUCGGCACGUCCCUGAAGGGCCGCAUCGCUGCCACCAGCGGCUCGGCUGGCUCCGAGCAGGGCUCGUUCCUCACGCCGCUGCUGAAGCGCACGGCAUCGGCCAGGAGCGCCCUGAGGCCGUCACCACCCUCCCCGCUCAUGGUGGAGAGGGGAAAUGUGCUGCAGAAGAGAAAGGAGUGGGAGAUGAAGUCUGUGAUGUGAUCGGCACCGCAGCAGCUUCGGGGCACCCCUCAACUGAACGGAGGCUGCACGUGGACCGUGCAGGACCCGCCUGGUGCCUGGUUUUAACCAUCAAUAUCAACGCUACAACUACGCACAUCUAUUUUUUAUAUAUAUAUAUAUACACAUAUAAAUUGUCCAUCCGUGGGUCUGAGUAUCCCUGGAAUGGCUGGAGGGGGGUGAGCCCCUCACAGCGUCACCCCCUUCUCACCCAUCCCAAAACCUUGGUUUUAGGGCACAAAUUUCCCCAUUGCAACCUCACGAGCUGCUGGUUCUGUCCCUAAUGUGGGUCCAGAGCAUCAGCAGCAGAGACCCUGGUCACGAGGCGGGAUGUGGAUACACCCCGGUCCAAGCAUCCAGGGGACACACACAGAGUGAUGGGGGGUGCUUGAGGCACUUAACUGCACCUUCCUGGAGCCGGCAGGACCCAGGCUGGGCCCUGGGCUGCUCCCCAGCGCUGUGCUCGUCACGGCUCGGGGUCCAUUGCGGAUAAUGCGGGGUUUAAGGAUUAAAAUGACAAUAAUAAUAAUUAGUCCUAA